GAAAAAGGACAUAGCCAGAAAGAGAGAAACUUUGAAAAAGACAGCCAAAAUGACAACUCAGGGCAUGAGGAAGGAACUAGUCUCACUGCUGAGGAGAUAUUCCAACAGAUGAGAAGAAAGGAGAUGGACGUACUGUUGAGGGCUGGGUUUCCAGAUUCAAGACAACAGUACAAAAGCAAGAGUGUCAGAGAGCCUGGAAAACAAAGUCAAACUGUUGAAAAAUACACAAAUGACCAGUCACAGGGAAAACCUGCUGAAAAUGUUGAAGAAGUGUUCCAACAGUUGAGAAAAAGGGAAAUGGAAAUACUACUAAGAGCAGGAUUCCCAUACACAAAGCAACAAGUCCGAUGCAAAAGUGAUGAAGACGUUACAAAGCAUGCAAAGACUGCUGAAAGCAACACACCACAACAUCCACAAAAUGUUGAAGAGGUCUUCCAACAGAUGAGAAAAAAGGAAAUGGAAACUCUGCUAAGUGCUGGUUUUCCAGACACAAAACAAACGCCCCGGUGCAAAAGUGAAGAACAGGUUGCAAGACAUCUCAAAACUAUUGAGAAAGACCCUCAUCAGCAAAAAAUAACCACUGGAAACAAUGCAAAACAAAACUGUCGAAGCGAUAGUCCUACAGAUGUUGAAGAGCUCUUCCAACAAAUGAGAAAAAAGGAAAUAGAUGUACUAAGAAAAGCAGGAUUUUCAGAUACAAAACAACUGGCUUGCAGCGAAAGUGAUACAGAAGACGUCAAACAACUUCCCCGGAGCAACCCUGUUGGAGAAGACGAAAUAGAAAAGCCUCAGAAAGAAGGAACUGGAGAAGCUUCAAUACAAACGUCCGAAAGCAAGGGUGUAGAAAAGGAAGUUGAGGAGUUGUUUCAACAAAUGAGGAAAAAAGAAAUAGAAAUAUUACAGAGAGUAGGCUUUCCAGAUUCAAAAGACAGAAUCAAACAUGCUGAUGACGACAUUAAACCACAGAGCAAAAGUGAAACUGCUGAAAAAGACACAAUGCAACAUCUACGAAACAGAACUUCUGACGACGAAUCAAAAGGAGACUUUCAAGGCGACAGUCCCGGUGAUGUUGAAGAGCUCUUCCAACAAAUGAGACAAAAAGAAAUAGAUAUACUACGAAAAGCAGGAUUUCCAGAAACCAAAGAACAGCCUUGCAAUAAAAGUAUUGAAGAAGACAUCCAACAACUAUCCCAGAGCAAACCCGUGGAAAAGAAGGAUAAAGAAAAGUCACAAAGCAAAGAAACUGUAGACGCUACAAGACAAGAAUCCCAAAACAAGAAUACAGCAACGAAUGUUGAGGAGUUGUUUCAAAAAAUGAGAAAAAGAGAAAUGGAAAUAUUAUUAAGGGCGGGGUUUCCAGAUACCAAAGUAAAUGCUGAUGACAACACUAAACUACAGAACAAAACCAAAACUACUGAAAAAGAAUCAAAACAACAACCCCAAGGAAAAGGUGAAGCUACAACACUGAAGGAUGAAAGUAAAAACGCUGAAAAAGACGAGUCUGGUGACAACCUUGACGUAAACCAAGGCGAUAGUAUUGAAUCCUUCACGGGACCUAUGUAUUGGUGCUGUAUCUGCAUUUACCGGAGGAGAGCACAUAACAAGAAGCAAAAAGAUGUAAAACAGGAGAAAAGGCCCGGACUUCUGAAAAGAUUUAGAAGAUUUUUGAGCAGAACCUUCCGCAGAGAGAGGCAGGAGUAAACUAGAUGUGAUGAUGAU
Molecule: messenger RNA, 1719 nt
Organism: Saccostrea cuccullata (small rock oyster)
Lineage: Eukaryota; Metazoa; Mollusca; Bivalvia; Ostreida; Ostreidae
Product: nexilin-like
Exons: 11
Source: RefSeq, a predicted model, not a curated record